This is a messenger RNA of Humulus lupulus (European hop), 1392 nucleotides long. RefSeq names its product F-box/FBD/LRR-repeat protein At1g16930-like. Lineage: Eukaryota; Viridiplantae; Streptophyta; Magnoliopsida; Rosales; Cannabaceae. Gene Ontology annotation, molecular function: protein binding. The transcript has 2 exons. The coding region runs from base 1 to 1392 and encodes 463 amino acids. The record is from RefSeq and is a predicted model, not a curated record.
AUGGGUGACGAGGUUGAUAGAAUUUCGAAACUACCCAAUGCAAUCAUCCAACACAUCUUGUCGUUUCUUUCCACCGAGGAUGUCGUUCAGACUUGCCUCCUUUCGAAGCGUUGGAAGCUCAUGUGGUAUUCAGUCCCCACACUCUCUUUCUCCAACAAAACUACUCGAUUUAGAUUGCCGGAGGGACUACAAAAGUUCUGUAACUACGUCGAUCAUUGUUUGGAACAUCGCAAGAGAGGUAUGUAUUUCAUCGUCUAUGAUUCAGCCAUAACUAGUUUUAAGAUUUGGAUGAACUCCUACGAAAGAAGCCAGGCUAGCCGCAUAGAUAAAUGGGUAGCUUUCGCAGUUAAGCAUAAAGUAAAGGAAAUUAAUCUUCGGGUGGGCAAAGAGAGAGAUGAGCGUGGUGACAUUCACCGCUACAGCUUACCUAAAACAUUAGCAGUCAAUGCAAGAUGUUUGACUAUUUUGAAGCUGAAUACAGUGCAGUUGGAUUCUGGUUGCUCGUUUAGUUUCCCAUCGUUGAAAUCAUUGUCAUUGUCCCUUGUUCGGAUUGAAGGUGAUGAUGUGAUUGAUAAGCUAUUGUUGGGUUCCCCUUGCCUUGAGAGAUUGAGGUUAGUUUAUUGUUAUUUAAGUAGUGAUUAUCAGCUCCAAUUACACAGUUCUAGCCUCAAGUUCUUGGAAAUUACACUCACGGAAUCUACUUAUAUAGUGAAGCGAAUUGGAGCCAUAAAUCUUGAAUCAUUUGAGCUUUGUGGGGUUCCCUUUGACAAAAUAGAUAUCUCCGAAUGCAAGGCAAUUAAAAGUCUCUCAUUAGCUUGUGAUUGGGGUAUGGAAGAGUCACCACCAUUAGAAUAUCUCAUUUCGAGCCUUCCUCUCCUUGAGGAUUUGACUCUGACCAACGAAUAUGGGUUGAGUUUGAAGCGCAUUAAAAUAUCGAGUCAACACUUGAAAAGCUUCAAGUUGAAUAACUGUAUUUUUAACGAUAAAGUGAGCGUUAUAAUUGAAUCGGCUCCAAAAUUAGAAUCAUUUUACUAUAGAGGUGAUAUCAAUUUUGCUAUAUCAAUGGACUCAUCAUCCAAUUUGUUGAAUGGAACAUUCAAGAUUUUUAACUGGCUUGUUAACUACGACGAGAUUUGGUUCAUCAAGAUGAUAAAUUUUCUUUUGAAUCUCAAUUGCUCCUGGAGUGUGAUAAGCCUGCAAGUUAACUCAGAAAAUGCUCUCAUCUUGCCGGAAGAUUUGAAGAGAAUAUGUCGUUCUCCUUUAGUUAAUUGGGAGCAUCUUAGAGUUCUUACUACAUGUAAACCAGAGAGGGAAUCAGAUUUGAGGGAAUCUCUGCAGUGGAUUUCUCCUUCUCUAAAGACAUUAUCCAUAGCCAAAGGGACAUGUUUUUAA